AUGGGUGAGGGUGUGGUGGCUUUACCUGCACCUAAACGAGUAUCAGCAGAAGAAGCCACUUGUCUUCAGGAAGUGCAGCAAGAGGACUGUGGCAUAGAAAGAGAGACUGGCUCUGAGACAAAGUCAGGAAACCCAACAUCUGAAACUUUAUCUGAAAACCCUGGAGAUAGUCCCAUUGGCAGAAUAUCACAACCACAGCUGAAAAGCUUUCACCCACAAAUAAAGUGGUUCCAAAAGGAUGAUGUUAUCAUCCUAAGGAUAAGAAUAAGGAACAUAAAGGAUUACACAUGUAAAUACUUUCAUGAUAGAGUUGUUUUCAGUGCCUGGGUGGGAGACAAAUUUUACUUGGCUGACAUGGAGCUACAAGCCAACAUCAUAAAAGAAGACUGCAAGUGUGUAAUUACAAAUGAUGAGCCUGUAAUCACUCUUGCAAAAGAGAAAAGGGGAUCCUGGUGUGGCUUACUGCGGCAGAAGAAUCCUAAUGUGACUUUUGAUUUUGACCACUGGGAAGAAUGUGAUGAAGAUGGAGAGGAGGGCCUCUUCCCUAAAGUUAUAAGUUCUAAAACCGUGCCUUGCAAAGUGCCCAAGGUGGUUGAAGACAGCAGCAGCUGUGAGGAUGACAGCGGAAGCGAGAGUGACUGA
Messenger RNA from Octodon degus (degu), 642 nucleotides. Its product is annotated as putative ATP-dependent RNA helicase TDRD12. The transcript has 7 exons. Lineage: Eukaryota; Metazoa; Chordata; Mammalia; Rodentia; Octodontidae. Gene Ontology annotation, biological process: transposable element silencing; germ-line stem cell division. Bases 1 to 642 code for a protein of 213 amino acids. The record is from RefSeq and is a predicted model, not a curated record.